Molecule: messenger RNA, 1216 nt
Organism: Medicago truncatula (barrel medic)
Lineage: Eukaryota; Viridiplantae; Streptophyta; Magnoliopsida; Fabales; Fabaceae
Exons: 1
Coding region: 194-1066 (290 amino acids)
Biological process (GO): root development; shoot system development
Source: RefSeq, a predicted model, not a curated record
AAUUGAAGGUGCCUCAUGGCAGUUGCACAUGCCUCACACGUUGAUUAGUGACUUGUGCUUCCUUUUACUUUCAUUUUGAAUCUAAAUCUCUAGGAAUGAAUUAUGUGACCGCUAUAUAAAGAAUGAAUCUAAGACGAGGUAAGAGCAUCCCAAACUUGAGCUUCAAAUUAAUAAUAUUGAAAGAAUUAGUGCUAUGGCAAACAAGUAUAGUGUUCGAUCAAUUAGUUUGCCAUCUAGAUUUCAUCCUAGCACAAUUAGAGUACAUGAGGAAUUGAACAAGCUCAAGACUUGGGAAGGAACAUCCACAUCUACAUCAAGCUCCAUUCAAACGGGUCUUUCCUUGAUUGAAGAAUUGUAUAUUUCAUUGGAAGAUCUUCUCAACAUGGCAUCAACCCAACAAGUGAUUUCUCACCAUAGAGGUGAGAAAUGCAUUGAAGAGGUGUUGGAUAGUUCAAUGAGAAUUUUGGAUAUUUGUGGCAUCACUAAGGAUACAAUUCUUCAAAUCAAGGAAAAUGUUCAAGCCCUUCACUCUUGUCUAAGGAGAAGAAAAGGUGAUUCAAGUGUUGAAAGAAGUGUGGAAGAAUACAAAUUUUUCACAAAACUGAUGAAGAAAAAUGUCACCAAGUUGAUCACAAGUUUGAAGCAUAUGGAUAGUAAAUUUGGGGUGUCCCAAAUUUUAGAACUUGAUCAUCACCUUUGCUCUAUAAUUAGAGUGUUUAGGGAAGUGAUUACAAUGAACUUGUCUGUUUUUCAAUUCAUUUUGUCAUUUUUGAAUGUGUCUUCAUCAAAGUCUAAGGCAACUAAAUGGAUGUUGGUGACAAAACUAAUGCACAAGGGUGCUAUAACAUUUGAAGAUAACUCAGAAAAUAUCAAUGAGUUGCAAUGUGUGGAAGCUACUUUAAAUACCCUUUUAAGUGAAUCCACUAUUGGCGAAAAGUUUCAGGCUGCACAUGAAAGAUUGGAGGCUUUGGAGAAUGCAAUUGAAAGUAUUGAGAAUGGUUUAGAGAACUUAUUUAGACACUUAAUUAAAAUUAGAUCCUCCCUCUUGAACAUAAUCUCUCAAUAGAACUAUUCAAUGACAAUUUCUCUAAAUCUUGCAAGGCAUCCAAAGUUUUUGUGUGGAUAUGUUGAGGAGUAAAUAAUUUUACCUCAAUAAUUAUAAUGUAUAAAUUUGAGUAGUAGUAUAAUGAAAUGGAAUGAAAAAGAUUGCACUCUA